AUGGAUCUCAGCGCGGCCCAGCGCAACAACAACAACAAGGGCAACAGCUGGAAGAAGAACAUCAAGUACUACAACUGCAACAAGAACGGACACCUUACAAAAGAAUGCAGAGCACCUAAGAAGGAACUCUUCCAGCCGUACCCCAAGAACCCCAGCAGAACGGGAUACGACACCACUAGAGUGAAGAACAUCAGUGGACCCCCGAAUCAACGAACCAUCGCUGUAGGAUACAGAAGCAACAGCAAACUCGAGCGCAAGGCUCAAGAACAACUCAACAGCCUCCUAGAACACGGGGCCCUCAAAGAAAACGGACAGUUUGAGACGUCUGAAUACAUCGGCCUCGAACAAGAACCAACCUAUGACUUGGAUGAGCCUCGCGACGUUGCACGACAACGUGCUCAGACGGUAGCCAUCUAUGGGCGCAAACCCAGCAUUAAUGACACCAGCUCUGAAGAGGACUCUGACGAUGAAACCACUAGGACCAGCAAACGCCUUUGGUACUAG
Molecule: messenger RNA, 504 nt
Organism: Colletotrichum karsti
Lineage: Eukaryota; Fungi; Ascomycota; Sordariomycetes; Glomerellales; Glomerellaceae
Exons: 2
Coding region: 1-504 (167 amino acids)
Molecular function (GO): zinc ion binding; nucleic acid binding
Source: RefSeq, a predicted model, not a curated record